AUGGGGGUUGUCAUGUCUUCAAUUAUAGAAUUACACACCCAUGACAUUCCAGCAGACACGCUAGAGUGGCAAGAUGAAACCCCGGAUCUGAAGAAUGAGCCGAGUUUUGCAGGGAUUCUUUUAUCGGUGGAGAAGUUGGCCAUUCUCCACCCACACAAUCAUCUGUCGAAAAGGAAUCUGUCGACCGGGCGGAAAGAAAAGCCUGUUGCUCCUGUGCGAGCCAAAAAAUUAAGAGAAGCUCGUAACUCUGUAAAGCCGUCCAACCUAGGAGAUCCACAGCCAAUUACGGCCGAGAGGAUAGCAGAGCUUAUAUACGCCCCCAUGAAGACGGCCCAAUUGAAGCUGGUCGACUCAGUGGCCUCGUCAAUGCUGACAAUGGAAAGUAGGUUGGAGCGGAGUCUGAAGGAUAAGAUGUCUGCCAUGCUCACCGCAGCAGGCCAGGGCACAGUAGCAGACCAAGUUAUCAGGGAUAUCGACACAGAGACGGAGACAGACCGCAUGAACGACGAAUUAAGUGGGCGUAACCCGCAGACCUACGAUCAGAAGGGCAGUGAUGAGCCAAAGACUCAGGACAUCGGCGACGGGGAUCUCAUUACCGAACCAGUUACUGAACAGCCUGACGACCCUGCCCUCUGCGCUGAAAAAAUCCCUGGCCCCCGAUACCGAAGGCGAAUCACAAUCAGUGAGACCCUCCUCGGGCGUAGAGAACCCAAAAUUCGCUGCACUAUCCAACAACUCAUCGCCCGACAGGGUUCUAAACGUGGGUGGAGGAUUGCUCAUCAGGGAGCAAGAUGUAAUCGAUUUACCGCGGUCGAUACCACCGUCCCGUCCAAAGGUAGGAACUAA
This is a messenger RNA of Thlaspi arvense, 846 nucleotides long. The record is from the annotation of a GenBank genome assembly. NCBI's taxonomy places the organism in Eukaryota, Viridiplantae, Streptophyta, Magnoliopsida, Brassicales, Brassicaceae.